Molecule: messenger RNA, 1597 nt
Organism: Owenia fusiformis
Lineage: Eukaryota; Metazoa; Annelida; Polychaeta; Sabellida; Oweniidae
Source: the annotation of a GenBank genome assembly
CUAAAGAUAAAUAGAUUUAGAUUAAUAUUCAGACUGUGUCUUUUGGGGAAUCCCCAACAAAAGAAAGGGGAAUUCCCAAAAAUAUUUCUGGAAAUAUUUUCUAUGAUUCAUUUCGUGAUGAUUUGUUACUUUACUUAUCUUUCAUUUUGUGAUUUGUAACAUCAAGGAAUAAAUAGAGGCGAAUAUCGGAUAAAUCAAGGUUCCCGGAACUAUACACUCAGUUUAAGUAUUUUUAAAGGCUUUAUCAAACUCAGUUGUAACAAAGAAGUUUACAAGCUCAGAAAAGGAAUAGAAUAAUUCUAACUCUAAUAUAGCCAGUAUGUUCUCAACAGCAUACCAUGGGUCUGUGGCCCAAUACAUUGAAGGUGGAAAAGAACCUGAAUUAGGGGACAUGCUAGAAUUUAAGAGAAGCUGCUUAUACAGUCAUUGGGCAAUAUAUGCAGGUAAUGGUAAGGUGAUACACCGCACAGGAGAUGGGGAUGGCAUUUCCAACAUUUCAGGAGCUGGAUCUCGUGUUGUAGCAACACCUUGCGGGCAGUUACUCAACAAGGCGAAGGUUCAAAUGGAUCAUAUACGGAAUGUUAUUGUCCAAGGAGUAAAAGCCAAGAUUAAUAACUAUAUGGGAAAGUCAAAAUGGUCUGGAUAUGAGAUUGUACGAAGAGCAAGGGAGAAAAUAGGAGAGAUUGGGUACAAUGUUAUUUACAAAAACUGUGAGCAUUUCUGCACAGAGAUGAGGUAUGGAGAAGACCAUAGCAAACAGGUCCAAGAUACUGCUGCUGGAGUAGCAAUAGCAGGAGCUAGUAUUCUUGGUGGAAUAGCAUUGGCAAAAGUAUUGGGCAAUAAAGACAAAUAAUCUUCAAAAUAAGUAGGGCCCACAGUCUGAAGUCUGGAUACUUCUUUGUGAUUUGAAAAUUAGCUGCAACAUGCAAUAAUUUAUCAACAUUAGAAUAAUGAAUACAGGAAAACAGGGAAGUAUAAGAAUUGUAGACGAGCAGUUAUAUUUUUUUUAAUACAAGAGUUUGUUGAUAUACAAAAAUUCAGUGGACAGUGCAAAUUAGAUCCGUCUUUAUACUACACUCUCAUUGGAUAACAAACACUCUCAUUGGAUAACAAACACUUUACAAAAUUUCUUGCAAUAUUUGGCACCCAUUUUUUAACAUAAUUCUUCACUAAGUAAUAACAUUUAUUUAUUGAUCCCCAAUGAAACAGAUUAAAUCCUGGGAAGUUAAACUUCUGCAACAGAGAAUAGAAGGAGAAUCACAUGAAAUUGAGAUAGGAAAUUACCAACUAGGGUUCUUAAGAUUCACCCAUAUGUAACAUUUGAAAAUAUCAGAGAUGAUAUUACAAUUUACUGCCAAUUAUUGUCAUUGUUACUGUGUUUAUUACAGUAUUUAAUUUGUAUUGUUAAAUUGUUAUCAUUGUAAAUUAUAUUGAUAGGCACUUUGUGUAUGUAGCAACUCAUUUCCCAUAAAAUGGGUGAGCUAAUAGAUCAUGCCAUUCAAUAUUAAUUAUGUUUAACAUCAUGUCAAGGGUCAUAUUCUUAGGAGAGUGGGAGAUGAAAAACAAGGAAUUCAAACAAGGAAUUAUAAACCACCUA